CGUCCAAAUCUCGAGAGUUUUACAUCUAUUUACCUAGUCUAGGCUAUGGCAUAAGCUGUUUGACAAGUGACAGACAUUAUACCGCAUAGUUAUUAUCUUUGUACUUGAAUAAAAGGGAUUGUUGAAAUUGAAAGGCAAACAAGUUAAAAUAGUUUAAAAUACACCAGGAGUACCAACAGUAUGAUGCCGUGGAUUAAAAAUUUAUUUGUGUGGCGACUCAUACAAGGAAUGCGACAAGAAAAAGCGGAAUAUUACAAUGCAUCUAUUUGUAGUAAAGAUAAACUUGAAAAUCAUAAGAAAGGCAACAAUCAAAAAAUUUGUUUAGAAGAAUCAUUUCAGAUGAACAAAAUUAUAUCAAAUAAACAUUCUGAUUUUUAUGUUUUAGGCAAGCUUUUACCACCAGCAAAAAAAAAUGCUAAAAAGUAGGUGUUGUUGCAUCUUUACAAGAGUGUGUUUGGUUAUUUUUGUGUUUAUGGUUUUAUCAUUAAUUUGUCUUCUUUAUAACCCAAAGUUGAUCAGUAAAGGCUGUGAGAAUUUCAUGUUUUAUUUAUAUAAAAAUCAGCAUAUUCUAUUUCAGCAAUUUGAUGAACCAAAUACAUACAUAUUUUGGCCUUUCAAAGAUAUUAAACAAAAAUUAAUAGCAAUAAAUUCAUCAAAUUUCAAUAAAGUGCGUUUGCCUCCCUCUCCAGAUGCAAAUCAGUGUUUUUCAAUUCAAAAUAAUGAUAGGUUUGACUGUUUUCCUGAUGGAUUUGUUAAUCAAAGUAAAUGUGAACAAAGAGGGUGCUGCUGGCAACCAAAACCUAAACAGACUGAAAGCAAUAUUCCAUUGAAUGUACCAUACUGUUUCUACCCCAAAAAUUUUCGAAGUUAUGCAUACAUAAACAUUACCCAUAAUUCUUUUGGUAUUAUAGCAUUUUUGAGGCGUGUCUUUAGUAGCCCUUUUCCUGGAGAUGUGAAUAUCAUUAAAUUAACUGUGAAAUAUGAAACUGACACACGCCUUCAUAUUAAAAUUACAGAUCCACUGCAUAAACGAUUUGAACCACCUUACCCAGAAGUGCCAAUUGUAGAUAAAGUCACUACCAAUCCCACAUAUAAGUGUGUAAUAGAUCCUACAAAAACUGGCUUCAAAGUUGAAAGAAAAUUGGAUGGAUCUGUUAUAUUUGACUCGCAAGCCAUUGAAAAUUUUAUUUUUUCUGAUCAGUUUCUACAAAUAAGUACUAGACUGCCUUCCUCAUACAUUUACGGUUUAGGGGAACAUCGUACACAUCUUCUGCUCAGCACAGAUUGGCAAAGAUUCAUGUUCUUUAAUCAUGAUAAAAUUCCCCACGAGAAUGGAAAUUUAUAUGGAAGUCAUCCAUUCUAUUUAGUAAUGGAAAAUACUGGAAAAAGUCAUGGAGUAUUUUUGCUAAAUAGUAAUGCCAUAGAAGUUAUUCUUCAACCCACUCCAGCAUUAACUCUCAGAGCUUUAGGUGGUAUUUUGGAUUUAUAUUUUUUUAUGGGACCUUUGCCAUCAGACGUUAUUAAACAAUAUACAGAAAUUAUUGGAAAAUCCAUUAUGCCCCCCUACUGGGGCUUAGGCUUCCACUUUUGCAGAUUUGGAUUCAAAACAUUGAAUGAAACACGUAAAGUUUGGAAAAGAAUAGUAGAAGCGGGAAUUCCUUUGGACACACAAUGGAAUGACUUAGACUAUAUGCAAAAUAGAAACGAUUUUACUUUAGACCAACAAAACUUUGGGGAAUUGCCCGCAUUUGUAAAUGAACUUCAUGCUCUUGGAAUGCACUACAUACCUAUAAUCGAUCCAGGAAUAAGUGGAAGUGAAAAAUUGGGAAGCUAUCCACCAUAUGAUAUAGGUCUUAAAAUGGACAUUUUUGUGAAAAAUUCUUCCGGAAAGCCACUUGUUGGAAAGGUGUGGAACAGUGGCUCAACAGUUUGGCCCGAUUUCACUCUUCCAAAUACUACUGAUUAUUGGGUGCUGAUGUUAAGAAAUAUGCAUCAAUUAUUUCCUUUCGAUGGCGCGUGGAUAGACAUGAACGAGCCAUCCAAUUUUGUUUCUGGUUCUAUUUAUGGUUGUCCUAAUAAUGACUUGGAGACACCACCAUACGUACCGCCCAUAGAAGGGGGUAAAUUAAACUAUAAAACAAUGUGCAUGUCUGCACAACACUAUGCGGGAAAUCACUACGAUAUUCAUAAUAUUUAUGGAUUAUCUGAAGCUAUCGUUACUAAUUUUGCUUUAGCAGAAAUAACAGGAAAGCGCCCUAUGAUUAUUUCUCGUUCAUCAUUUCCCGGUUUGGGUCGUUAUUCGGGGCAUUGGAGUGGUGAUGUUGUUUCUACAUGGUACGAUAUGAAGUGUACAAUUCCAGAAUUACUGAGCUUUAGUAUGUUUGGAAUUCCUUUAAUGGGUGCAGAUAUAUGUGGUUUCAAUGGAAACACAACUUCCGCACUGUGCAAUCGUUGGAUGCAAUUAGGCGCUUUCUAUCCGUUUUCUAGAAACCACAAUACUGAUGAUGCUAUUGAUCAAGAUCCCGUCGCUUUAGGUCCUCAAGUAGUGGAAUCUUCUAUAAAAUCCUUAAAAAUAAGAUAUUCUUUCCUUCCUUAUCUUUACACCUUAUUUUGGAUAGCACAUACUGAGGGAAGCACUGUUGCUACGCCUAUGUUUUUUGAAUUUCCUUACGAUAAAAACACCUACAGUCUUGAAGAACAAUUUCUUUGGGGGCCAGCACUGUUAAUUGUUCCUGUUCUCAAGGAAAAUGAACUUUCAGUAUCUCCCUAUUUACCUGCUGGUGUAUGGUAUGAUUUUUAUACAAAAAAGAGUCUAUUCAGUAAAGGUGAAACAGUUAACUUAUCCGCGCCCUUAGACACAAUUCCUAUUUUAAUAAGAGGAGGUUAUAUUUUGCCACAACAAGAACCUAAAAAUACUACCACUGCUUCGCGUAAGACAAAAAUACAACUUCUAGCAGCACCCAAUGAGUUUGGUAAAGGAGUAGGACAAUUGUACUGGGAUGAUGGAGACUCUCUAAGUACUAUAGAAGAAAACAAAUAUACACUUAUAAAUUUUCUUCUUCAACCAGGAAAUUUGAAAAUUGAACCACAAUGGUGGAGCCAGGAGUCUCCUCCUAACUUAGGAAAAGUUACUGUAUUAGGAUUGAUAAAACCAAUUUCAGUGGUUAUUGUAAAUAAUGUUCAUAAAAAUUUUAAGUAUAAUAUCACAAACCAGUAUCUGGAGAUUGACCAACUAGAUGAAAGCUUUAAAUCAACUAUUAUUAUUUCCUGGCUCUGAUUAUUUAGCUUUAUAUAUUUCACAUAAUGAGAAUUACUACUUAUUACAAUAAAUUUAUUAAAAGAUUAUUUUGUUGAGUGUUUAGUACAUUUAGAUUUAUAUAGUUUGCUAUAUCGAUACAAAAAUCGCGGUACCAAAUAUUGAUUGUUGAUAGGUUGAUUUGUAGCAUGAUUUACAGUGUUUAAGUGGCUAAUAUACGACAUUCAUAGUAA
Messenger RNA from Agrilus planipennis (emerald ash borer), 3489 nucleotides. Its product is annotated as lysosomal alpha-glucosidase. Bases 413 to 3277 code for a protein of 954 amino acids. Gene Ontology annotation, molecular function: carbohydrate binding; alpha-1,4-glucosidase activity. The record is from RefSeq and is a predicted model, not a curated record. Gene Ontology annotation, biological process: carbohydrate metabolic process. Lineage: Eukaryota; Metazoa; Arthropoda; Insecta; Coleoptera; Buprestidae. The transcript is spliced from 18 exons.